Messenger RNA from Blepharisma stoltei, 1341 nucleotides. NCBI's taxonomy places the organism in Eukaryota, Ciliophora, Heterotrichea, Heterotrichida, Blepharismidae. The record is from the annotation of a GenBank genome assembly.
AUGAUAUUAGGUGGGAUCCUAGUAGGCAACUUGCUUCACAGCACGGUCUCUAGUCUUGAUAAAGCUGUGGCAUUACAAAUCAGAAACAUUUCAAUUGCUGUUAUCUUAAUGAAAGCAGGUCUGGGUCUUGAUGUCCAAAAAUUAAAAGCCUCAAGCGCAGGCAUUCUUCGUCUUUCAAUAAUUCCGCAAGCUUUAGAAGCCUCAGCAAUAGCUGUUUUAUCAUAUCUCAUUUUUGAUAUGUCUUGGGCUUUCGGCUAUGCUAUGGGCUUUAUGAUUGCUGCUGUAUCUCCAGCUGUGCUCAUCCCGUGUUUAAGUGAACUAAUCCGCGAAGGGUAUGGUCUGGGCUCUGGAAUUCCAAGUAUUUUGAUGGCCGCAAAUAGUCUAGAUAAUGUAAUAGCCAUUGCAUGUAACUUUAAUUUAGUAUUUGGAGUGCUUCUUAACAUCGGGUUGGGAGGCUCAGGAGAUUCUCUCAUUUUUGGAGACAACAAUACGGUAUAUUAUACAUCAAUUGGACCUAUAAUUGUUUUUGGAGGGAUAAUUGCAGGACUUAUUUUAGGAAAAUUUUACUCUCUUUUAGUGAAGCUAAAUGAUUGAAUAAAAGGAAUUAUCACAGCAUUGGUGUCAUAUGGACUUGUAUUCGUUGCCUCUUACCUCAGCAUAUCUGGCUUAGGAUAUCUAGGAGUUGUAAUCAGCUCAACAUUGGCAGCAGCAAAAUGGGGAAAAGACUCAACAGCCAAAGUAGCUCGGGUGAUAACGCUGAUAUGGAAUGUAUUUCAAUAUGCCUUAUUUGGAUUGGUAGGCACCACUUUUUAUUUUCCUCAAUUAGCUGGUGACACAGUCGGUAAAUGUUGUGCUAUAAUCGUUGCAGGAUCAUUAGUGAGGAUUGCUGCUGCUUAUUAUUCGGUUAGUUGGUGCAAGUUAACAAAUAAAGAAAAAGGGUUCGUUGGGAUUGCGUGGCUGCCGAAAGCAACAAUUCAAGCUGCAUUAGGAGGGGUUUUAUUAGCAAAAGCUCAAAGUGAUGAUAAUUAUAAGCAAUAUAAGGAUGAUGGGCUUAUUAUUCUAACUGGUUCGGUGUUUAGCAUUCUUCUGACAGCCCCUAUUGGCAGUAUUCUGCUUACAUUGUUUGGACCAAGGCUGCUUCAGAAGUCUGCAAACGAAUUUGAAACUAGCAAAGAAGCUUUUGCCCCUUUGAGAGAAUCUGAAGCAAGCGCACAAAGUAUCCCAAUAACUAGAGAGAAAAGGAUGAGUGAAGAAUAUAUUGAGCAUAAGAAAUAUUAUUAUAUGAGCUCAGAGGACUUAGUAAGAUCAGAUAUUGACUCAAUGAUGAGAAAUAGCGUGUAG